Molecule: messenger RNA, 682 nt
Organism: Coregonus sp. 'balchen'
Lineage: Eukaryota; Metazoa; Chordata; Actinopteri; Salmoniformes; Salmonidae
Source: the annotation of a GenBank genome assembly
AUGGAGCCUCCGGAAAGUUAUGAGGAAUUACUGCGGGAAUACCUGAAACUGAGGGAGGAGAAGGAGCAGAUGAACCAGGUGAUCAUCUGGAUGACGAAGAGAAAUAGUCAACUAGAGGAUUUGUGCUCACAACAUGGCCUCAGUAUAGCUACUUCAGUUCAGCAGAAGGCUAAGUUUUCCCCGCAUUCGCCCUCCAGACUCCCUGUGCCCCCCACAGCAGUCCCCAGGGCGAGCAAGGUGUGGCUAGAGAGCUCAAGUAAGACCAAGUUGGCCGCCAUGAUAGAGAAGGUAGAUAAGGUGACUUUGAAUCAGGUUCUUUUGUAUUGCGAUAUAUUUAUAUUGAAGAAUAGUAUGCAAAAUGACAGAUAUCACAUGACAUGUAACAGUGUUCACCUGUUUCCUCCAGGUGACUUUGAAUCCAGUUCAGGAGAAGAAGAGGUGUGAAGUAGUGGAGGCGAAACAGCAAGGAGGGUUACAGCUUUCGAUGAGCGUGGCCGACUCCAACCGGAAAGAGUGUGAUAUCUGCGGCCGGCGCUUUCAUCCUGACCGCCUGGAGAAACACAGCCUGAUAUGUGCCAAGGUCGCCUCCGAGAGCAAAAGACGUGGGGUCUACGACUCCUUCAAGCACCGGUACAAGGGCACCAACCUAGACAGCUUCAUCAAGCGACCUAUUGAUCCAUGA